Messenger RNA from Aspergillus steynii IBT 23096, 1752 nucleotides. Its product is annotated as putative ATP-dependent protease (CrgA). The annotation marks the transcript as partial. The record is from RefSeq and is a predicted model, not a curated record. The transcript is spliced from 3 exons. Lineage: Eukaryota; Fungi; Ascomycota; Eurotiomycetes; Eurotiales; Aspergillaceae.
CUACCCCCCGACGCAAUUAUCCGCCUGAUACAAUGUUCACGCUGCUCGCGACCUUUACGCGCGCCCCUCCGACUCCCCUGCGGCAACCCCGUCUGUCGAGCCUGUCUGCCGCCGAUCCGUACGCGCACGGGAAUCACCUAUCCGGGAAAUGAGGAGCGAAAGCGAGGAUUCACCUGCUACUGGGAACGAUGCGAUACCGAUUGCGUGGGGGAACACUGCGUGGGGGACUGCGGGGGAGACAUCUUGCUGACUCGUCUGGUGGAUGUGUUCGACGAGGUUCUUGGAGCUGGCUCCAACCCCGCGCAGGGUGGAGGGUUCAGAGUGACGUGGCAAGGGCCUCGGGGAGACAUGCCGGGGGCAUUCGAGGAAAAGAGCGCAUACCAGGGAGGUGGUUUGUUGGAGGGAACUUAUGGUCUGGUCAAAAGUGGCCAGUUCGAUUACGACGCGUCCGGGGUCCGGUAUGAGACGCAUGGGCAGACGGAUCGGGACGAUGCGACAUUGGUCAGGCUCCGAGAGGCCAUACGGAACGAGCUGGAUUGCCAUGUUUGCUACUCGCCGAUUCUGGACCCGUUGACGACGUCUUGCGGCCAUACCUUCUGUCGCGGGUGUGUCGUUAUGACCACGAACCACUCCGAUCUCUGCCCUGUCUGUCGGCAGAAGUUCAAUGUAGACUCGACGGUACAGGCGGAGCCAACCAAUAAAAGGGUCGCGGGUCUCAUGGAGACACUGUUUCCGGAGGAGGUCGCUCUGCGACGAGAGGGUUCGACUCGAGACGCAGCCGGCACUGAUGAUGAGACGACCCUCCCGUUGUUUGUGAGCUCGCUUGCUCUCCCGACGGUGCCCACCUUCCUUCACGUUUUCGAGCCCCGAUACCGUCUGAUGAUGCGGAGGGUCAUGCGAAAUCGAAACCAUAGGUUUGGGAUGGUCAUGCUGAACCGCGCGGGCAAGAGCCAGGGGGAGCUCGGAAGAUCUCGGUUCAUGCAGUAUGGCACGGUCGUUGUGGUUGAUCGAUAUGAACCGCUUCCCGACGGACGAAGUCUGGUGAUUGUCACAGGGCGGUCUCGCUUCAAGGUGCUCGGCUCGGACAUCGUGGAUGGGUAUUAUGUUGGGAGAAUACGACCGGUCGAUGACAUCUCAAUAACAGAGGAGGAGAGACGAGAAUCACUGGAGACGUCAGUCCCGCCAGCACCUUCCAUCGCAGAUCCUACAGACUCCUUGAGUAGAGAGAAACCAUUGGAGACUAUGCCGACUCAGGAACUUUUUGAGUUCGCCCGGGCAUUUGUACGAAAACAACACAGCCAAGGAGUGACAUGGCUUCACCCGCGGGUUUUGUUGGCGUACGGAGGCAUUCCUGACGAUGCUGCUCGAUUUCCUUGGUGGUUUGCCAGUGUCCUACCGAUCUGGGAGGACGAAAAGUACGAGCUUUUAGCGACAAGCAGUGUUCGGCAAAGACUCAAAAUCGCCGCACGAUGGGUGCGGAAGCUCGAAUCCCGCGAAUGUCCUCGACAAUCCACUUCGCUCAUGUCGGUAUCAACCCCAGGCGUCUUCACGACCUUUUCACCGUUUUUCAUGUCGGUCUCGGUUUCCUUGGGACCCACCCACCCGUUCGCGCUCGAUGCGCAGCAGCGCAUGCGAGGCCAGGAUUCUGAAACAUACGUCUCGCAGACCAUCGUUGUGGGUGUUUUCCUGGCGAUUUUCAUGGUGCAAGUGGCCGCCAACGCCAGUCAAAUCCUUCGAUCAAGACGACAGGAG